GCGGACACGAUACAGGACUGUACAGUGAGUGCACGGACGGUGAUUCCGAGUGGAACUGGUCUCCGCCUUCGGAGUCAGAGGAUCUGCUUGGAAGUUCGCACCCCCGCUCGGAGAAACACUGUUAUGUUUUAUCCUCACAAAGCAGUUCCCCUCGUAUUUGCUCCGAGAUUUCACUGCACAGAUCCGUGAGCCUCGUGACAGAUAACUCGGCGACCUCAUCACGCACCACAGGCUUGCUGUCUAACAAUUUGUGGCUCCAUAUUUUGUUUGUUUGUUUGUUUUUUCUUUUUUUGUGUGUGUGUGUGGCUUCAUUGUGUAGUGCUGCUGUGCUAGGGUUAAGCUUGCUGCCCUUGUUGCUAUGCGACGUUCCAGUCCCGGUCGAGAUCCACACCGUUCCUUUAGUCAUUUUAGAUUCGUGUGAAAUGAGCGCUUAAUUCGCUUCUGUUGUUAACAGUGAGACAGCUUUAUUUGUUAGUCGGGUUGCUAACAAGUUUAGAAGAUGGCGCACAAGGCGGAUGACGAGUACGACUAUCUGUUCAAGGUGGUGUUGAUUGGAGAUUCUGGUGUCGGGAAGUCCAAUCUACUAUCCAGAUUUACGCGUAAUGAGUUCUGUCUGGAGUCCAAGUCGACCAUUGGUGUGGAGUUUGCUACUAGAUCUAUUCAGGUUGAUGGAAAGACGAUUAAAGCUCAGAUUUGGGACACAGCAGGACAGGAGAGGUACCGAGCCAUUACAAGUGCGUACUAUCGUGGAGCCGUCGGAGCUUUGCUGGUGUACGACAUUACAAAGCAUGUGACCUAUGAGAAUGUUGAAAGGUGGCUGAAGGAGCUCAGAGACCAUGCCGACUCCAACAUUGUUAUCAUGUUGGUGGGAAACAAAUCAGAUCUUAAGCAUCUGAGAGGUGUCCCCACCGAUGAUGCCCAAGCUUUUUCAGAGAAAGAGGGACUUUCUUUCAUAGAAACCUCAGCUUUGGAGUCCACAAACGUAGAGAAAGCAUUUCAGAGGAUUUUGACAGAGAUUUAUCGUAUUGUGAGCAAGAAAGCUUUGGCUUCUGAAGAGAGCACCACUGAGGGUCCAGGCCAAGGAACUAAUAUUGUCCCGCUAGACAGCAACUCCCCGGAUCUUAAGAAGAAGGGCUGCUGCGGAGCUUAAAAAUCUCUAUAGCUGGUGGUUUCGUUCACCAACGCCGUCUCAUGGCUUGUCUCAAUUAUGUAAAUCACUCUUUGAUGUAAUGAGGUUCUUACGUAAAAACAAACUGUAGCUUACGGAACUAGAAUUUUUUUAUACCUUGGGUAGACUACAAUGGAUAACUUCUCGCCAGUUAAUUGUAUAAGAUGCUGUGAGCAGUUGUCGUUGGACAAGUUGUAAUCUGCCGUUGUAUUGAUUUAGCGGUCUUUGUUACUGGUUUGAUCAGAACAAACUGAGGUGCAGUUUUGAGAGGCCAUGUUAGUCUUGAAGUUUACCACGGCCUCGGUCCAGACAUCAGGAUUAAUAUUGUUUAGAUUAAUCAAAUUUGUAUGCUAGGACAGAUUCCUGUCUAGAUAAUUGUUAAUGGAAAUGUUAAUUUGUUGUUUUCAGCAUGUUAAUUUCAGAGUGA
Molecule: messenger RNA, 1595 nt
Organism: Physcomitrium patens
Lineage: Eukaryota; Viridiplantae; Streptophyta; Bryopsida; Funariales; Funariaceae
Product: ras-related protein YPTC6
Molecular function (GO): GTPase activity; GTP binding
Source: RefSeq, a predicted model, not a curated record